AUGGACGCGCCGCCGCCUCCGCAGCCCCAUCCGCAGCGCGCCCCAUCACCGCCGCCCCCGCCCCAGCCGCCCGCGCCGUCCAGGAGGUACGGCGUGCACUUCUCGGCGUCCAGCUUCAUCCAGGCGCCGCUCACCGCGCUGCUCGAGUACUCCGGCAUCCUCCGUCCCGAUCCCGGUGGCGGAACCCAACAGCCGGGGACCGGGGCUGGGCCGGGCGAGGUGUCGAUCCGGAUUGUGGCGCCUGGCGAGGCGGGGACGUCCUCUGAGAGGGCCGAGGAGGCGAUCCUAGAGGAGGAGGAAGAGGAUGGACACGCAACGAGGACGCGACCGGAGGAACCGACACCUGCGGCUGGCGGUGGGGAGGGCGGCAGGGAAUCCUCGUCGUCGUACCAGCGGUACGACUUACAGCAGGUGGCAAGGUGGGUGGAGCAGAUACUGCCCUUCUCACUGCUGCUGCUCGUCGUCUUCAUCAGACAACAUCUGCAAGGUUUCUUCGUGACAAUUUGGAUUGCUGCAGUGAUGUUCAAGUCCAAUGAUAUCCUGCGUAAGCAGACUGCUCUGAAGAGGGAGAGAAAAAUUCCGGUUCUUGUCGGGAUUACAAUAUUAUUUGUUGUUCAUGUAUCUGGAUUUUAUUGGUGUUACAAGAAUGGGGACCUUAUAAGACCUCUCAUGAUGCUUCCUCCAAAAGAAAUACCACCAUUUUGGCAUGCAAUAUUCAUCAUCUUGGUGAAUGAUACAAUGGUGCGCCAAACUGCUAUGGUUGUUAAAUGUUUGCUGCUGAUGUACUAUAAGAACAGUAGAGGCCGUAGCUAUCGUAGGCAGGGUCAAAUGUUGACGAUUGUGGAAUAUUUUCUACUUUUGUACCGUGCAUUAUUGCCUACACCUGUGUGGUACCGUUUUUUCCUGAACAAGGAGUAUGGAAGCCUAUUUUCAUCUCUAACCACUGGCUUGUAUCUCACUUUCAAGUUGACAUCAGUUGUGGAAAAGGUUCAAUCAUUUUUGACGGCAUUGAGAGCAUUAUCUCAUAAAGACUUCCAUUAUGGUUCAUAUGCAACAAGUGAGCAGGUGGUUGCUGCUGGAGAUUUGUGUGCGAUAUGCCAAGAAAAGAUGCAUGUCCCCAUCCUUUUGCGCUGCAAACACAUCUUUUGUGAAGAUUGUGUAUCCGAAUGGUUUGAGAGGGAGCGAACAUGCCCACUGUGCAGGGCCUUGGUGAAGCCAGCAGACCUCCGGUCAUUCAGUGACGGUUCAACAAGCCUCUUCUUCCAGCUAUUCUAA
Messenger RNA from Miscanthus lutarioriparius, 1275 nucleotides. The record is from the annotation of a GenBank genome assembly. NCBI's taxonomy places the organism in Eukaryota, Viridiplantae, Streptophyta, Magnoliopsida, Poales, Poaceae.